Molecule: messenger RNA, 399 nt
Organism: Dichotomopilus funicola
Lineage: Eukaryota; Fungi; Ascomycota; Sordariomycetes; Sordariales; Chaetomiaceae
Exons: 1
Coding region: 1-399 (132 amino acids)
Source: RefSeq, a predicted model, not a curated record
AUGCAGCUCAAGCGCGGUGUGCAGUUCGUCGAGAAAGUGGCAAAGGCCCCGAAUCCCAAAUCAAAACGGAGGAUCCUAUGGGCCGCCAUUCGCGACAACCCGCGCCCGUUUAACCUUAUGUUGGAGCUACCCGAUCUUCUACUGGACGUGUAUUUCGGUGACCAGUAUGAUGAACAAAUGUGCGAGUCGGUAGCCCCCCACCACUACGGCCAGCCUAACGACGAGGAUGUCGACUGGGGGCCAUACCAAACUUGGCGUGAUGAGCAUAUAGGGGAUAGCGUGAUAGACUCGGUUUUUUUACCGAACGAUCGGGCUCGCGAACGCGCAUAUGUGUUGUGGGAUGGUGACCGGGUUAAGGAAAUGGGCGGGAUCAGGGCAUGGGGUAAUGGAUUGGUGUAG